Gryllus bimaculatus (two-spotted cricket) is the source of this 3395-nucleotide messenger RNA. NCBI's taxonomy places the organism in Eukaryota, Metazoa, Arthropoda, Insecta, Orthoptera, Gryllidae. The record is from the annotation of a GenBank genome assembly.
GUAAUAGGGCCCUGGCUAGAAUCACCGAACGGCGUCGGGGAUUUAGCCGCAACUGUUUUUAAAACGUGCAUAUUAGGGCAGUAGUGCUAGACGCUUAUGUCAGAGUCGAUUUUGUAAUAUAUUAUUACAGUAUGUCAGUUUAUACUUGACCCAGUUCCCACGAGUGUCGCCAGAGUAUUGUCGCGGUAAUUGCCGGUCUGUGAUUAUGUCUUCAACGAGGUAGUUGCACAGAAACCUGUUACCACGUUUGAACGGCAAGCUCGAUGGUACAAUUCUGAAGUGAGUGAAGUGGCGUACUUUUACGACUUUCCUCUUCCGAGAAACUUUGAACCUCUUUCUCUCGAGUGCUUUUUAGAAAUUUAAAUGUUUUGAGUAGUUCAUCUGUUUCAAGUUUCUUGUACUGACCCAAAUGAUGUGGGAAGUAAUUGAAUAUCUCAAAGACCCUCAUUUAGUUGCCCUCGUUCAAGAAUAUUAUGGUGUUAAAGUUACUUCUGAACCUCCAAACUGUAGAGGAUGUAGCAAAAACACAGAUGUUGACUCUGAUAGUGGAAAUGGUACAUGCCACUUGAAAGAUGAAAUAAAAAACCGCAAAAUAAAUCAUUCAUUUCAACAUAGACUAGAAGAUAACGGUGAAUAUGUAGUUAAUAGAGCUGAUGAAAGCAUUAAACACAAUGGUUACCUCUUGAAUCACGAUGAUUAUGAAACCGUAUCUUCUGAAUCAGAAACAGAGUCAAAAGAUUUCAUUGUAACAAAUUGGCUGUGGUAUUAUGUAUUUGUACUUGGAACUGCAUUAGGUGAUGAAAUAUUUUAUGCUUCGUUCAUUCCUUUUUGGUUUUGGAACAUUGAUGGUGCUGUUGGUCGGCGUGUUGUACUCGUGUGGACUAUUGUAAUGUAUAUUGGGCAAGGAAUAAAAGAUAUAGUUCGAUGGCCACGCCCUGCAUGUCCACCUGUAGUUCGUUUACAAAAAAAAUGGGCUUUGGAAUAUGGAAUGCCAUCUACUCAUGCCAUGGUUGGCGUCUCCAUUCCGUUCUCUGUUAUUCUUUAUACCAUGAACAGAUAUCAGGACAUUGUUGUGGGAGUACUACUAGCUCUUCUCUUGAUGAUACCAGUUGUCCCUCUUGUCGAUGCUUUGGAUUACUAUUUGUUGACGAAAGAGUGGUCUCCAAUAUUCCUUUUUUCAAUUGCCAUUUUACUAGUGGUAUUCUAUCCUAGUAGUGACCGCUGGACCCCUACAAGGGGUGACACAACCAUGGUUGUAAGUGUUUGCGUAGGAGUACAUGUUGGAGCAUGGAUGAAUUACCAAUUAGGAAUUUUGCAGGAGUCAUCUCUUACUCCACCAUAUGCUAUUAUCUGGCCUUCUUAUCCUAUGAUGGGUCUUGGGGCUCUCAGAACAGUUAUUGGAUUUUGCUGCAUAAUAGCAACCAGAGCAUUGUGCAAAUCAGCUUCAUAUGCUACUAUAUGUGCUCUUCUGAGACUAAAUUCACAAGAAAUCAAAAAAUCACAAAAUACUAUUGAAAAUACACAAAAAAUUACUGUGGAACUAAGUUAUAAGUUCAUAACAUAUGUUUUAAUGGGCUUUAACACAGUGUAUCUGCUUCCUAAUGUAUUUCGAUUAAUAGGAAUCGAACGACCAACAUUUUAUACAGAAAUUUAAUUGUUGUUACUAUAUUAUUGACAAAACUAUAAGUGUGUCUAAUGAUAUGAAGUAAUUUAAUGCUUUUCAAAAUGUUUUUUCAAAAACAAAUAAUAGUGAUUUAGGGUGGUAACAAAUGAGUACAAAGUAUUCUGAUACAGUAUUCCACGUUUUGAUUUUUUGACACCUGCAAUUUAAUAGUAUAAUAUUGUGAGUAAAUUAUACCAAAGUAUUCAAAAAACAACAUUCACUAGAUCAGUCUGUGAAUAUAUUAAUGCAUUGUUGAAAAACCUUGUGAGAACGCUUACUACAGUUAGGUUGCAAUAUACUUCAGUAAGCUAUACUUCUUUUUAUGCUAUUAAAGUUAUCUUUAUUUAUGCUCAUUUUAGCUAUUCACCAAAGAGUACAGACUUUCAACCUGUAUAAACAAAAUUUUGAUCUUGUUGAAAUUUAAAUGAAAGUCACUUGUUUUCAUCUUCGUGUACAUUAAAAUUUAGAUGGAACAUAGUAAUUUUCUCAGUUGUAUAUUAUUUUAUAUUGUUCAAUUAGCUACUUAAAUUCAAGUAGAGCAAAGAUGUAUGUUCUUCCAAUGGUAUCUUGUCUUUUUUCUUAUGAUUGUAAUGGAAUUUUAUGAUCAAUUUCAGCAAAUGGUGAGAAUUUAGAAGACUGCAUUGUAGUUUCCUUUUUGUGUUUAAAUUUUAGUUGCAUACAUAUAAUAUAUUUUGUUCAGUAUACUCCCUCUUGUAAAUACUCUUCAAAUAUUUUUGUUAAACUUCUGAUUUAUAAAUGAUUAUUUAUUAUGUCAUUAAUUUUAGUUAGCUUGUGAAGACUUAAGUUUGGAGAAUGAACGUUUUCAUUUUUUAAUGUAAUAGUUGAAAAUUGCUUGAAAUUGUAACACCUCAAAUUUUUGAUUCUGCAAGUUGACUAAAAAAACAUGAUUUGACUGUAUUUUGGAUAAAUAUACUAUAAAAUGUUAUAUAAUUAUAAAUUAUAAUCUGGUUAUUAUUGUGUUGAUAAAUAUUUGUAAUAUAUUGCUAUCUAAUAUUUUUACAAGAAAUUGCUAUUCAAAUAAAUAUUUUUGUAGAUUUUCAUCAAAUCAAUAACAUGUUACUUUGUUUAAUAUUAUUUUAAAAAUUACUGCUAGGCUUGCUUCUUUGAAUGAUUGUUUUAUUUUUUGCUUCUGUUUUUUAGCAAUAGAAUAAUGUAUUUAUUGCAUAAAUCUUAUUCAUAAUUUGAUAUUUGACAUUCUUUUAUUACAUAUAGUCUCUACAGUUCACUACGUUUCCCGUCCAAUACAUCUGGUAAUCUAACCAUUCUUUGGUCUAUUCAUGAAAUAUUUACUUUGAGUACAUUUGAGAGAGAAUGAUGUUUAUAUCCAUGCUGAAGCUCACUGUAUGUUCUUGAUUUACAGAAUGUGUUCUAUGAAUAUAUAUGACUGUGUAUUUGAAUACACACAUACAUAAAUAUACAGUACCCUUAUUGUACAUUUACUUUUGUGAAAUAUGUGUAUUAAUAAACAGUGAUUUGUUCUGGUAGCUGUGCUGGUAGGUGUGGUUCUUCAUUUUCAAAAUCCAAUCCAGAACUUCUUUCUUAAAAUAGUAUUCUCUGCUUCAAAAUACUUUGGAUUAUAGAGACUAUUGUACUUACUUAAUUUGGUGUAUUCUUAAGGUGAUAAUUAUAAAUUUCAAUUUUUAUAAGCUGUUGUGUAGUACUAGAAGAUGAAAGCAUUUUUAUUAAAAAGCGAAUAAAUUCUUCAGUCGAG